AUGAGAACGAAUCUCGAAGCGGAUAUAUGUUGGGAAAUGGAGAGAAAUCUUCCAGCACGCGGUUUCAGACCCUCGGUUAUGCUUUUGGCUAUGGCUGGUGUAAUGACAUAUGGAUUUUGGAAAGUUGGAAAGGGAAUUAGAGAACAGAAUGAACUCGCCCGUGAAAAGAUGUGGUCUAGAAUUCAUCUCAUCCCCGUGAUGACGGCGGAAACCGAUCGUGAUUUGGUGAGAAGACAUUGGGCGGAUUUGAAGAGGGAGAAGGAAUUGUUGGGUACGGAGACUAGUGCGUAUAAUAGUGAUAGAUACGUCAGACCUACAUACGCUGUUACACCAAGCCAAGUCACUAAGGAUUAA
Messenger RNA from Sclerotinia borealis F-4128, 354 nucleotides. NCBI's taxonomy places the organism in Eukaryota, Fungi, Ascomycota, Leotiomycetes, Helotiales, Sclerotiniaceae. The record is from the annotation of a GenBank genome assembly.